Messenger RNA from Ahaetulla prasina, 2843 nucleotides. It is a transcript of the gene NSMF, whose product is annotated as NMDA receptor synaptonuclear signaling and neuronal migration factor. The record is from RefSeq and is a predicted model, not a curated record. Gene Ontology annotation, molecular function: protein binding. NCBI's taxonomy places the organism in Eukaryota, Metazoa, Chordata, Lepidosauria, Squamata, Colubridae. The transcript has 15 exons. Gene Ontology annotation, biological process: regulation of neuronal synaptic plasticity; positive regulation of neuron migration. The coding region runs from base 217 to 1911 and encodes 564 amino acids. Gene Ontology annotation, cellular component: nucleus; cytoplasm.
GCAGUCAAUGAGCAGCCGCCGUGCGCGCCCAGGGGCGGCCGGUUGGAGGCGGCUCCUCCUCCUCCAGCGCUCUUCGGCAGAUCCGCCCGGCUAAGGGGAGGCUGGGCAACGGGCUCGGUCGGCGGAGGCAGCAACUGGGGGUCUGCAGCCCGGCCCCAGCAUGGGCGGCGGCGGCGGCGGCGGCGGUGGCUGAGCGGCGAUGAGCCAGGGAGAGCCAUGGGCACGGCCGUCUCCAAACGCCGCUCGCUCCGCAACGAGGCCGUGGCAUCGGUGGCGGCCAAAGGCAGGGGGGCGCAAGGGGUGGGGGCGGCAAGGGCUUUUGGGGAUUAUCUUUCUCAAAACCAUCCAGAAGGCAAGAAUGGUGCAGAUCACUUGUUGGCAGAGUCCUACGUCGGUCCAGAGGACUCCCCAGAGAUCCACGUGGGUGUCCAGAACAAGCGUCGGCUGUCUCUCAUUUCUGACGGGAAGUUUCAGCCCACCUUCCCAGAGGAAGCUGGCGAGAAGCUGGCCGGCGAGGGCCCCAAGCCCCGAGUCUACACCAUUUCCAGCGAGAGGCCCAUGCUCUCGCAGCACCAGAGCGAGAGCAUGGAGCUGGUAGUCCUCAAAGGGACGGAAGAAGAAGAGGUGGACGGGGAACGGUCUUUAGGUCAACCUCUCCACAACGCCGGGAGUUCUCACAACAUCAGCCGACAAUGCAAAGGCAGUUGGCCGAGUCACCAGCAAGGCUCGAAAGAGUACCCCAGUUGUGCCCAGCUGACAGUCUCGUCUCAGCAUCCGUUUGACGUAGAACAUCACCACCAACACCACCAACACCACCUACACCAACACCACCAACACCACCAUCAUCACCAACACCACCAACAACAACACCAGCACCAUCACGAGAACCAAGCUGGUGAGACCGGCUGGCGCCGGAAGAAGCUGGAAAGAAUGUACAGCAUUGACCGUGUUUCCGAUGAGGUGCCUAUCAGGACUUGGCUACCCAAAGAGAAUCUUUUCACUUUCCAAACGGCGACAACCACUAUGCAAGCGGCGUUCAGGGGCUACGCCGAGAGGAAACGUCGAAAACGGGAGAACGAUUCGGCGGUUUUGAUCCAGAGAAACUUCCGGAAACACCUCCGUAUGGUAGGGAGCCGCCGCAUGAAGACGCAAACUUUUGCCGAGCGGCGUGAGAGAAGUUUCAGCCGGUCCUGGAGCGAUCCAACUCCCAUUAAGCCUGAAAACCUCAGUGAUUCCCGAGAAAGCCAUGAAUUUCAGGAUUCCUGCUGUGCCAUUGACAAAGGGGUCGACUUGAACUGGGAGGCGGAGAAAGAGCUGGAAGCGGCCGCCUGCAGUGGGGAGGACUUCGUCCCCCCCAAAAUCAUGCUCAUUUCCUCCAAAGUGCCCAAAGCUGAAUAUGUUCCAACAAUUAUCCGUCGCGAUGACCCAUCGAUCAUCCCCAUUCUCUACGAUCAUGAACACGCUACCUUUGAUGACAUUCUGGAGGAAAUCGAGAAAAAACUGAAUAUCUACCGGAAGGGCUGCAAAAUUUGGAAAAUGAUGAUUUUUUGCCAGGGUGGUCCAGGUCAUUUAUACCUCUUGAAGAAUAAAGUCGCCACUUUUGCCAAAGUGGAGAAGGAGGAAGACAUGAUUUACUUCUGGAAGCGGUUGGGCCAUCUGAUGAGCAAGCUGAACCCGGUUCCAAAUGUCAUCCACAUCAUGGGAUGUUACGUCUUGGGGAACCACAAUGGUGAGAAGCUGUUCCAAAACCUAAAGAAUCUUAUGAGCCCUUGUUGUGUGACCUUUGAAUCGCCUCUUGAACUUUCAGCUCAAGGAAAGGAAAUGAUUGAGACUUAUUUUGACUUCCGUCUCUACCGCGUCUGGAAAACCCGCCAGCACUCCAAGCUCCUUGAUUACGAUGACAUUUUAUGAGCGCCGUCAGGAUGGGGCACAGGAGCAAUUUCCGCAGGUAUCCCGAGCAGGCGGGCGUCGCAGAGCGGGCAAUCUUUUUUCACGGUUUGCGAGGAGGCCCAGAGAGGCGCCAAAGGAGCCGUCCGGGGCCUUCAAGAAGUCCGCCAGCAACUCGAGGCACACAAUGGGCGGAGCACGGCGGGCAAGUUGGCGGGUCUUCAGGGACCGAGGCGGCUUUAGACGGCAAGAUGCCCGCUUACCAUGACAGGUUCUUCUCAGAAGACAUUUGAAGCUCAGGUUUCGUACAGAGACUCAACCAGUUCACCUUGUUUAUCUCUACUUUGCUGUCGCGAAGGACCAAGGGCCUUCUCGGUGUGGCAGCGCUCGGAGAUGAUCGGUCAAACCUUUCGAUGCGUUUGAAGAAAGCCAGACCUUAAAAAAAAGGGGAAAAAAAUCUCAUCCAUUUUAAGAACACGCGUGAAUUCUCUCUUUCUCUCUCUCUCUCUCUCUCACACACACAUACACAUCUAUAGAAGUGCAAUUUUCUUUCCUUCUUUUUUCUUACAAACAGAGGAAAUAUUUAAUCAGCUGUGGCCGUCCCACGCACACCGAUACCUGGUAGAUGAGAUUAUUAUUAUUAUUUUUUGGAGUCUGCUUGAGAAUAUAUUUGACAUCGUAAUAGAUCUUGAUAUAUAUAUCUGUCUCUCCAUAUCUAUAUUUAUAUCUAGGGGUAGCUAGAGAUAACAACCUCUCUGCAUCUAGCUGCAAAUCUGCAAAAUCCAUGACUCUGGAUUCCAGCAAAACUCUUUCAGGGGGACACUUCAACUGUAGAAAGUCCCUGCAGGAAAGACCUCAUAUUUUUAUUUUAUUUUAUUAUUUUUCAAUUUAAGGAGCCGCUUCCUUAAUAUAGUUUGGCCAAAACGGAGUUUUGCCAGCUGUUAUCUACCGAUAGG